CUGCAAAACCAUUACAUAAGCGGUACGGCGUAUAAGUGCUCAGCAGUCGCUCAAAAAACUGAACCAACUGCUAUGGAAACUGCUUCUUGUUCAAUUCUUAACACCUUGCGCCCUUCAAGCACCGCUCGCAAUAACUCGAACGACACUUUUUACACGCCCAGAAACCCUUAUUUGGUUCUUCCAUUUUCCUCCAUUUUCCCGAGAAACUCCACCACUUCUCCCGGAAAAUGUUUGCACUUCAAUCGGUUCAUUGCUUUCAGCUCACCUUCCAGCUCCGACAACCAGAACGCAUCUCAGAAACUUGCUGUUCUUCUUGAAGUUGAAGGGGUUCUUAUGGAUGCUUAUCGUGUGGGUAACCGCCAAGCCUUCAACGUAGCAUUUCAAAAGCUUGGGCUUGACUGUGCAAACUGGAGAGAACCUGUCUAUUUGGACCUUGUGAGGAAGUGUUCUGGUGAUGAGGAAAGGAUGCUAAAUCUUUACUUUAACCAGAUUGCUUGGCCUACUUCAUUGCCGACAAAUGAGAAGGGAUCAUUCAUAAAAAGUGUGCUGCGAGAAAAGAAAAGUGCAUUCGAUGAAUUUGUGAUGUCAAAAAGUUUACCUUUACGGCCUGGAGUUGAAGAUUUUAUAGAUGACGCGUAUCAGGAAGGAAUACCUGUAGCCAUACUAACAGCAUACAGUAAAAGCGGGGAUAAAAUUGCCGGAUCGAUUAUUGAAAAGCUUGGCCAUGAAAGAAUUUCAAAAGUAAAUAUCAUUGGGAAUGAGGAAGUCAAACAGAGUUCCUAUGGCCAACUUGUCACUCAGAAAGGAUUAUCUUUGGGAUUAGAUGAGCAACUUGCCAAGGAAGCAAUAAAGGCAGCUUCAGCUGAGAAACAAAAAAUAGCAGAGGAGGUUGCUUCCAUGCUGAAGUUGAGUGUUGAGAUUGAUACUAGCUCAUCUGAAAGCUUAGGCAAGACUGUAGCUGCAUUGCGUGCUGGGGCAGAAUUUGCAGGGGUACCUUUCCAAAGUUGUGUCCUUAUUGCAGGAAGCCAGUCUGGAGUCUCUGGAGCUGAGCAAAUAGGCAUGCCAUGCAUUGUUCUACGGAGCAGUUUGACUACAAGAGCUGAGUUCCCUUCAGCAAAAGCUAUAAUGGAUGGAUUUGGAGGUGCAGAUCUGACAAUCUCAAAACUACGCGCAAAGAGAUGGUCAUGAGAGAUACUUAUCAAAAAAGAGAUGGUCAUGAGAGUUGAGUAAAUUUUGCUGUGACCUGGGUCAUUCAUCUGAGCUGUUUAUUUUUGUCUGCAAGAGUGACAACUGCGAUGUCCUUAUCUCAAGCAGGUGUUGAGGCUGAAAGUAUGUCAUUUGGUUCUAUCUUAAGCUGUGAUUUUUUUAGUGUACCCUAUCCAUCACAACUUUAUUGUUGUCCUUUUUCAUUGUUAAGCGUGUUUGUAAAAAAUGCUGUGGGGUUAUUAAGCUUUCUUUGUUAGUACUGGAGAGCUUGCUCGAAUCACAGAAUGCUUGCUUGCUGAUGUCUGAAAUGUAAAUUUCAAUGUUGAAA
This is a messenger RNA of Alnus glutinosa, 1534 nucleotides long. RefSeq names its product CBBY-like protein. Gene Ontology annotation, molecular function: hydrolase activity. NCBI's taxonomy places the organism in Eukaryota, Viridiplantae, Streptophyta, Magnoliopsida, Fagales, Betulaceae. Bases 73 to 1188 code for a protein of 371 amino acids. The record is from RefSeq and is a predicted model, not a curated record. The transcript is spliced from 11 exons.